UAAUACUUCACUUGAUCAAUUCUCUACUCCUCUCUUGGCAUAUUAAACAUUACAUUACUCUUGUAAGAUGAAGCUACUUCUUACAACUCUGCUUUUGCUCACUCUUGUUCUUACCCCUUCUUUUAUCCAAACCACUAUGGCUGGUUCAAGUUAUUGUGAUUCAAAGUGCAAGUUGAGAUGUGCAAAGGCAGGAGUUAUGGACAGAUGUUUGAAGUAUUGUGGAAUUUGUUGCGAAGAAUGCAAGUGUGUGCCUUCUGGAACUUAUGGUAACAAACACGAGUGUCCUUGUUACAGGGACAAGAAAAAUAAUAAGGGCAAGCCUAAAUGCCCUUGAAUUUCACUGUUCUUUUUACCAAGUCUCAUAUAUAUAAUGCAGAAAUCCCAGUGGUCCAUUCCUCUUUAAAUAUCAGUGUUUUCUAGGUAUGUUAGUCAUAUAUUGUGUGAAGAUUAAUAAAUGGGGGCUCUUUUGAGCUCUCUUAUGUAUUUUGCUGCUCUGUUCCAUCAAUAAGUUGGUCAUUUUUACAUUUUAAA
Molecule: messenger RNA, 531 nt
Organism: Nicotiana attenuata
Lineage: Eukaryota; Viridiplantae; Streptophyta; Magnoliopsida; Solanales; Solanaceae
Product: snakin-1
Exons: 2
Coding region: 68-334 (88 amino acids)
Source: RefSeq, a predicted model, not a curated record